AAAAUGCACAGCCAGCCACGGAGCUAGUUGGAGCAGGAACGGCGAGGAGGCAGAGCGAGGCCGGGAGUCCGGCCUCAGGCAGCGGGGAGUGGAAAUUUACAGCUGCUUGUGAGCGCCUGUGCGCGUUCAAGCGAUCUUUUCUGCUAACGCUUUUCCAGAGGCUGUCAGUCGCUCGGCAGAAGAAGAGCAGGAGGCCGAGUCGCAGGAUCCCUUGUCUCUGCCACGUGUCGAUAAUCGGCGGGGAGGGAACAAAGAGGAAUUAAAUGGAAGAUAACUGAAGGCGGCUGGCGGCGGCGUGGGCUGCGGGGAGGAGGCAGAGCUGUCUUCAGCACCUGGCCAUGAGGCUGCACGGCGCUGCCUAGGAGCCCCCACCUUUCCACACACAGCAGUCCUCUUCUAUCCUGAAGGAAGAAAUCCAGGUGAAGAAAAACCAUGCCUUUGUUUAGUAAAUCACACAAAAAUCCUGCUGAGAUUGUGAAAAUUCUGAAAGAAAACAUGGCCAUAUUGGAAAAACAAGAAAAAAAGACAGACAAGGCAUCAGAGGAAGUGUCAAAAUCUCUGCAAGCAAUGAAAGAAAUUCUCUGUGGAACCACAGACAAGGAGCCACCUACAGAAAUUGUGGCUCAGCUGGCACAAGAGCUAUACAACAGUGGCCUUCUGGUGACACUUAUUGCCAACCUGCAGCUGAUAGAUUUUGAGGGUAAAAAGGACGUUUCCCAGAUAUUUAACAACAUCUUGAGAAGACAGAUUGGCACACGCAGCCCUACUGUGGAAUACAUUAGUGCCCAUCCACAUAUCCUAUUCAUGCUUCUAAAAGGAUAUGAAUCCCCAAAUAUUGCCUUACGCUGUGGAAUUAUGCUGAGAGAGUGCAUCCGGCAUGAACCCUUGGCCAAAAUCAUACUCUUUUCAGAACAGUUCAGAGACUUUUUUAAAUACGUGGAAAUGUCGACAUUUGAUAUAGCUUCUGAUGCCUUUGCUACAUUCAAGGACCUGUUAACACGACACAAGUUGCUGGUAGCAGAAUUCCUGGAACAAAAUUAUGAUGCGAUCUUUGAGGACUAUGAAAAACUCCUUCAUUCUGAGAAUUACGUAACAAAGAGACAGUCUUUGAAGCUGCUGGGUGAAUUGAUUCUGGACCGACACAACUUUGCCAUCAUGACAAAAUAUAUCAGCAAACCAGAAAAUCUGAAGUUGAUGAUGAACUUGCUGCGAGAUAAAAGCCCCAACAUUCAGUUUGAAGCAUUCCACGUGUUCAAGGUUUUUGUGGCCAGUCCAAACAAAACACAGCCUAUUGUGGAGAUCCUGUUGAAAAACCAACCCAAGCUAAUUGAGUUUCUGAGCAACUUCCAGAAAGAGAGGACGGAUGACGAACAGUUCACUGAUGAGAAGAACUACCUGAUCAAGCAAAUCCGAGACUUGAAAAAGCCAACGGCGUGAAGAACUCCUCUUGUGUUCCACUGUAGGCAUUAAUCUCAUUUGUUAAGUCCCUCUGUGUCCCUUAACACCACAGUAGUGCUUGGGAAGGCACGGCGAGUACCUGGUUUUUAUUUUGUCUUUGUUCCUAGACGUCAAGAGUUACAGGGGUUUUACAUGAAAGCUAAACAAAAAAAAAAAGAGAGAAAUCUAGAAUAAUAUAUUAUUUUUAAUCCAGACUAUAAUUAUUUAUGUCAGUUUAGAAUCUCUCUGUAACAGAAGCUGAUUUGAUGGAUUUUCAUUUGUGCUCAAGAAGAAUAAACCUCUGCUUAACUUCAUCAGCAAACUCAAGCUGUUGGUGAGCGCACCAAGUAGGUCUUCUGAGGACUGUAACCUUGUUCCUCUGCACCUGUAGUUGUGGUUUGUUCCAGUGCUGCACCCACACAAGACUGUGAAAGAGUACAUUUGUCUCUGGAGUUGGCUGCACUUGUAGGUCGGGUUCUGUAGUCAAAGCGGUAGGAGAUGAUAAAGCAGUAAAGGUCACGUUUUCGCUUUGUGUUUUCUCAUCUUUAAGUUCUCUUUUCCCUUAGUUCAGAGGUUUUCUAUUCAGUGCUAGGGAAUGGAUGAAGACAUCGGCCAGAUGCGCUGUUUCUGCCCACCUCCUCUUUUCCUGUAUGGGGUCUGCCUUGUGCUAGAGCAUGGGCCAUUCCCACCAGCUCCUGAGCAGACUGAGGAGCAGCAGCCCCAGGUACGCAGUGCCCAUGUAACCCCCAGUGGGAAGAAGGCAAGAGCAGCCCCUCUCCCUCAAGUCAUCCUACACCUACUAAAAUGAGGCAGAAGCCCAUCCCCAGCUUCAGUGGGAAUAAAUCAGGUGGUGGGAAGCUCUAUGUGGCUGAAUCGUGCCGAGUGCUGAGCCCCAGCCCUGGUGCAGGAGGAGGUUCCUCAGCAUCCCCUGUCGGAUUCAAACUCUGACUGUGCCAGGUAGGCUUGGGCAGAGUUCAGCAAGGGGAUGCUGAAAUGGCCUCGGCCUGAGCCACAGAGGGGCCUGGUGUCCCCGAGUCUGCAGGUGCUCUCGAAGCUGGUCCCCAAGCUGAGGGUGGGAGACCGUUGGACAGCCUCCGGCACUGAGGGCUGCUUGUAGUCUAACAUCUCCUGUCCUUGUGCAUCCCGACGGGAAUCCAGGUUCUGCAUUGAAGUUGUAGAAAGGGAAAUUGUUGCACUGUUGAUGUUUUAAUUUUAAUAAGCUCUGUGGUCCAAACAGUGUUUCCCAGGUGUGUUUGAAGAGGUUUUGGGGGUCUUUUGUUUUCUAGCAGGAAAUGAACAUGUUGCUCUGAUGCUUUAUUAGGAAGUGGAGUUUGAGAGUGCGGGGAGGAAAUGUCUUGAAUUUUGCUGGACAGCCCAAGUUCUGAGUUUUCCUGUUUGUUGUAAGACAGUUGUGUAGCUGAGACUGUAGGUAAUGCUUCAGAUAAAGAGCUUUUCCUUCAUGAGACUGCUGUAUAUCAGGUGACUGGUACUUUAUGUGCUUUAGAAAAGGGAUGAAGCGGAACAGAUUGCCGGGCUCACUUUUUUUUUUUCCAGAUGUCAGAUACACACAACAAAUGUACAUCUUGCCUGGAAUUCAAUCCCCCCCCCCUAUUUACAAGCUAUUAAAGGCAUGAUUGCUGAUCACCCCCUACUUCCCUCUCUGUUUUUUUCUUCUUCCCUCUCUGCACAGCUGGACUCCAUACAGUGCUACAUUCCUUUGCCAGCCAGUUUCAGCAGACAGAGGGAGAGGAGCUCUGUCUUCAGAGCUAAGGAUCUCUGCAAGCAUCAUGGCUGCAGCCCUGGCUGGCAGUAGGCCUGGCAACCCAGGCUGCAGGCCAGCUUAACCUGGCUGCCAUCUCUCCCCCAGCCCCUUGGGCAGUGAUUGCUGUCAGUGGUAGCUCGUAGGUUGA
Molecule: messenger RNA, 3347 nt
Organism: Colius striatus (speckled mousebird)
Lineage: Eukaryota; Metazoa; Chordata; Aves; Coliiformes; Coliidae
Gene: CAB39L
Product: calcium binding protein 39 like
Exons: 9
Coding region: 433-1437 (334 amino acids)
Biological process (GO): intracellular signal transduction
Molecular function (GO): protein serine/threonine kinase activator activity
Source: RefSeq, a predicted model, not a curated record